CACCAGGUCGCUCCAGUUUGGUGCCAGCGCCUGGAGGCAGAGGCGUGGUGAAGGCUGUGCAGCCUAGGAUCCACCUAGUGGCUCUCGCUGGCGUCUCAACUGCGCAUGAACCAGCGCUGGGAGGCUCGGCUGGAGGUGUGACCAGGGCAGGGACAGACCUGGCCUGGAGCAGAAGAGCCCAGAGUCCCAUCCUGCCACGCUACAAGGAGGGAAGAAGGAAAGAUAUAGUGUCAGCAAAGAGACCUCCCUCGCCCCUAGGUCCCGCGCCCCCACGCCUCCCUUCAACCUCAGGGCAGUCCUGCCGCGACGGUGAGCGCAUUCAGCACCCUGGACAGCACCGCGGUUGCGCUGCCUCCAGGGCGGCCCCAGGCUGCUCCGGCUAGGAAGAGCAACGCCCUCCGCCCGGGUACCCCGGACCGCGCACUUGCCGCAGCUUUCCUCGCGCCGCUCUGGGCCUUGCCGGCCGGGUCUGCACCUCCCAGAAGCUGUGGGCGCGCCGCUCAGCCACUCCAUCGCCGCACUUUCUCAGGCCCGCGCCUGAAGAAGAGCCAUGAGAACCUCAGGGUGCCUGCAGAGACGCUAGCGCCAUGGGCCCCGGCGAGACCCUGCUAGCGGGGCUGCUGGUGAUGGUGCUGGCUGUGGCGCUGCUAUCCAACGCACUGGUGCUGCUUUGUUGCGCCUACAGCUCUAAGCUCCGCACUCGCGCCUCGGGCGUCCUCCUGGUGAAUCUUUCGCUGGGCCACCUGCUGCUGGCGGCGCUGGACAUGCCCUUCACGCUGCUUGGUGUGAUGCGCGGGCGGCCACCGUCGGCGCCCGGCGCGUGCCAAGCCAUUGGCUUCCUGGACACCUUCCUGGCGUCCAACGCGGCGCUGAGCGUGGCGGCGCUGAGCACAGACCAGUGGCUGGCCGUGGGCUUCCCGCUGCGCUACGCUGGACGCCUGCGACCGCGCGAUGCCGUCCUGCUGCUGGGCUGUGCCUGGGGACAGUCGCUGGUCUUCUCGGUCGCUGCACUUGGCUGCUCGUGGCUCGGCUACAGCAGUGCCUUUGCGUCCUGCUCGCUGCGCCUGCCACCCGAGCCUGAGCGCCCGCGCUUCGCAGCCUUCACCGCCACACUCCACGCGAUGGGCUUCGUGCUGCCGCUGGCGGUGAUCUGCCUCACCUCGCUCCAGGUGCACCGGGUGGCGCGCAGCCACUGCCAGCGCAUGGACGUCGUCACCAUGAAGGCGCUCAUGCUGCUUGCCGACCUGCACCCCAGUGUGCGGCAGCGCUGCCUCAUCCAGCAGAAGCGGCGCCACCACCGGGCCACCAGGAAGAUUGGCAUCUCUAUUGCGAGCUUCCUCAUCUGCUUUGCCCCAUAUGUCGUGACCAGGCUGGUGGAGCUCGUGCCCUUCGUCACCGUGAACGCCCACUGGGGCAUCCUCAGCAAGUGCCUGACCUACAGCAAGGCGGCGGCCGACCCGUUCACGUACUCCCUGCUCCGCCGGCCGUUCCGCCAAGUCCUGGCCGGCAUGGCGCGCCGGCUGCUGAAGAGAACCCUGCGCCCAGGGUCCACGCACAACAGCUCCCUGGACCUGGCCAGCAUGGUGCACCAGGUGCUGAAGAGAACCCCGCACCCAGCGUCCACCCACAGCAGCUCUCUGGAUGCAGAGAAUGAUUCCUGCCUGCAGCAGACACACUGAGGGCCUGGCAGGGCUCAUCCGCUCCACCUUCUAAGAAACCCUGUGGAAAGGGCACUGGCCCUGCCACAGAAACGCCACUGGGGACCCCCCAGACACCGGCGGCUUGAUUUUGAACUGAGGCGGAAGUACAGGAGGAAGAGGAGAGGCCCAGAUGUGGGUGUGGACAGCAGGAGCAGGGGAGGAGAGCUCCAGGCUCGGCCACCUGGCCGGGGACAGCGGUUUUUUCCUUUCUGAGCCUCGCCCUUGUUCUGGGGUCGUGGCGAUGCUUCGAGACGGUGGAUAGGGAAGCGUCUUGUGUGGCACGUGGUACCCGUGGGCGUCCUAUCAGUGACUGCUGUUCAUGUGGGUGAGGUGGUCACGCUUGCUCGGGGUCUCUUCUGCAGCCCGGGAGGGCACCUGUUACUCCCACCUGGUUAUUAGCAUUGUUCCGAUUUGUUCUCAGCAUUGCGCAGGUUUGGGAGAUAAAUGCCGGGGCAGAGUCUGGUUGGGGGCUCCCAGAGCUCACAUCUGAUAGUCUGUGGUCAGGGCCCGGCAGGCACAGGCGGCCCCUGGGACGUGCCCACCUCUGGGAGCCUAGAGGUCCCCAGCUCCAGGCCCAUCGUCUGUGACUGCCCGUGUGGACAAGCCGAUGGAGCCCGUCUCCUGCCUCCUUUUCCGUGGUUUGCCAGGGCUGUGGCAUCUUGACUGGGGAGGAUGUGGAGUCUGUGUGCUCCGAGCCUUUUCUGGUGGUGAUACCAUCAGAGCACAUGACCUCUGCUUCCUGCCCCAGAAGGCCACCUCUGGGCCUCUGGAUCCUAGACUUGAGAUGGUCAAGAGAUGGAAGUAGUAGCCAGGGCCCAGGUUCCAGAGAGGGUGGCCCAGGAUGGGGAGGGCCCUUGCUCCCCAGCAGCAGUGCUGGGGGAGCCAAGAGAAGGCGGAGUGCCCCUGAGUAGCUGUGUGCAUCACCCCCAGUUUAGUAAUUACAGGGUGCCAUUCCCCAGUGGGGGCACCCGCCAUCCAUGUCAUUGAAUGUCCCCACGGGACAGUGUGGAGGACUUUUGUGCACAUCUGUCCUAUUUCACAGCUCAGGGAAAGAAUGGUACACAGCGCACAUGGGCCCCCAGUGAAGAGGUGUGUGGGUAAAUGAGUGAGCGAGUGAAUGAAUGGACACGAUUCUCUCUUCAGCUUCUGUCAUUGCUGUUUUCUUCAAGGCCCAGGGCCAUCCCCUGCAGAGACAGGGUGGACUGCAAGACCUCAGCCCCUGCCUCAUGGGACUCUCUGAUGGGCUUCACCCGCAGGCUCUUGCAGGCGUGGAGCCUGUGUCAUGACACCCUACACCCAAGGCCAGCAAUGCAGGGAGAGCGUGGACAUCACAUUAUUUCCUUCCAGAGGCUGAAUUCUUCAAAGACACAUGUGGCUGUCACUUGCUCUUGGUAUUAACAGUGGAGAACCCAGCUGAGGUGGCUUCACAGAGUCUUUUCCAAAAAACAGGUGUUAUUAUUGUGCUUUAAAACAACUUUUUGAGACAGGGUCUGAAUCUGUUGUCUAGGCUAGAGUGCAGUGGUGCAGUCUCAGCUCACUGCAACCUCCGCCCCCCAUGCUCAAGCCAUCCUCCCCCCUCAGCCUCCUGAGUAGCUGGGACCACAGGCAUGGGUCACUAUGCCUGGAUAAUUUUUGUAUUUUUUUUGUAGAGAUGGAGGUCUCACUUUGUUGCCCAGGCUGGUCUUGAAUUCCUGAGCUUAAGUGAUCUGCCCACCUCAGCCUCCCAAAGUGCUGGGCUUAUAGGCAUGAGCCACCGCACCCAGCCAAAACCAGGUGUUAUUUGCUGACUUGCCAAUGCCUUCCUCAAAAGGAUAAAUUUAAAAAUGUUUGUAAAUCAUGAAGUGUAAUUCAAAUAAAACAAAUUAUUGUUUGGAAUAAUAGCAACUAUAGGUAUGUGGUCAGGAAGCAAUUAAAAACAUUAAAACACAGACCUGGCCAGUUCAAUCAAACCCAGGGGUUCCAGGCAGGAGGUGGGGCAGGUGGGCGUCACACCCUGGUUCGCAGAGGGCACAUGAACUUGAGACCCUGUUGCACCCCGGUGCCCCUGUGCUUACAAGAGAGGGCACUCGCACAGCAGAAGCAGGUUGGUCCCCAUUGUUUAAAGUUCCAGAGCCCAGGCUGUGAGCUCCUUGGCUGAGCCCUCUCCUGUCCCUGGGAGCUCCCCAGGUGCGAGGAGCCUGGCAGCCAGCGGGGCCUACCCUCCGUGUUAUUGCGUCUCCACCAGGCUAAAAUGCUUGGUCACUGUUUUAGCGCCACUCAAGGAAAGGCGUGCAGCCUGCCCUGCUGGAAGGCACCAUGGUUAGAGGGAGGCACGCUGUGUAUUAGAGACGGGGACUGCUUGCUAUCAUGUUUCGCCUUCCUCAGAAGCUCCAUGGGACGUUCUGGAACAGGCAUCUUAAGGCACUCCCUCCGCCCUUCUCCAUCAGCCCAUGUGGCUCCCACGCUGGGCUGUCCCUUGCCUUAGGCAUGGGGACUUUUUGUGUGUGUGUGUGUGUAAUUCAAAAGAUACUUUUCAUGUGCACUUAAAUGUGUUGCAAAAUGAUGCUGGGUCUCACGAAUGCUGUGAAUCAAUAAACAUCUUAUUCAGA
This is a messenger RNA of Piliocolobus tephrosceles (Ugandan red Colobus), 4288 nucleotides long. It is a transcript of the gene GPR78, whose product is annotated as G protein-coupled receptor 78. Gene Ontology annotation, biological process: adenylate cyclase-activating G protein-coupled receptor signaling pathway. Gene Ontology annotation, molecular function: G protein-coupled receptor activity. The coding region runs from base 588 to 1679 and encodes 363 amino acids. Gene Ontology annotation, cellular component: membrane. The transcript is spliced from 3 exons. The record is from RefSeq and is a predicted model, not a curated record. NCBI's taxonomy places the organism in Eukaryota, Metazoa, Chordata, Mammalia, Primates, Cercopithecidae.